AUGCAUGCGGCUGGUGUGAGUGGUGGAGGCGGCGGUAAUAGCGGGGCGGCCCAUCGGCGACGUAAGAAACGGUCAAACUAUGGCAACCGCACGGUAGAUGUAAACCGUGGAACGAAUGGUUUCGGGUUUACCAUAUCCGGUCAGCAACCCUGCAUCCUGUCCUGCAUUGUGGCAGGUUCUCCGGCCGAUCUGGCAGGGUUGCGCGCGGGCGACUUUUUAAUCUCCGUGAACGGACUCAACGUAUCGAAGCUACCGCACGAAUCAGUGGUACAGCUGAUCGGUACGACACACGGUACGAUCCGGAUGGCCAUCGCCGAGAACUACUAUUCGGACAGUUCGGACGAGGAUAUAAUGUUUCACGGUGUGCAGCAGCAGCGCACCCGACCAAAGUAUCCUCACAAGACGAAAUUCUCGCGUGCAGCCACCCAAGGCACCAUGGUGGUGAACGGUGCCGGAAUGGGCGGAUGUAGUUCCAAUGGUGCUCCGGAACGUAUCAUGACACACGGAACAACCAGUCCUAUUAAACCGCUCAUGUUGAGCGGUGAAAAUGGGCCAGAAGAAUUGAUUGCCAACGGUAAUGUGUCUCCAUCGUCGGGAGCGGCAGCCACGGCGUAUAACGUUAUCCACAGUCCCAAUGCCAGCAAUAGUUGUGAUAUUUCUAACGUUAGUGCAAUGGUACGUUCGGUACAGCUUGGCAACGGCACGUGCGACGAUAGUACGCCGCUCGUACGUCCUACCGGCUCGGCGGGACAGUGCCCCAGUCAGGAAGGUUCACUAGAGUAUCAGGCCAUCGUUGGCUAUCUAGGAACGAUCGAGAUGCCAAAACAGAUUGCAACCAGCUCGAAGCUACAAACAGUGCGUAGUUGCAUCCGAAAAAUGCGCCAGGAAAAGCGAAACCCAACGACGGUGCUGAUGACAAUUCUUCCCUCCUGUCUGAAUCUCACCAACACGAGCAACAAUUUGAUCGCGAAGUACGCAUCUGCACGCCUCAGCUAUGUGAGCAGCAGCAGCGAAAGCGACAACAAGUACUUUGGGCUCGUAACUUCGGCCAUUUACGCGGACGGACUGAUGUGCGACAGUGCCGACGUACUGAGCCAUCCACGCAAAGACGUGGUUAUCUCGAACAGUUGCCAUGUGUUUGUGAUCGAUGGAAAGCUGGUGGAACAUGAGGUGCACUUGGAAAAGGCGACCCUUUUUAGGGUCGUUUGCACGAAGGACCCGAUAACGAAUUUGUGUCUCGAGUUUCCCUCCAAUUCGGAGUACGUGGUCAACUUGAUACGCAGCAUGUAUAGUUUAAAAUCUCCGAUGAAAACGGACGGCAGUAGUGCGGGAGGGUACGGCAAACCACCCGUAGCAAGAAGCUUAAAUUUGGAUCAGGCACCCGGUGCACGUGGCUUUCCACGCAAUCGAUCCGACCCGCGACUGAAUCCACGGCCAGGGAUGGACAUGGAUGCACACGAUAUGCUGGCGGCUAACUCUCCCCAACCGAGCAAUCACAGUGAAAUUACGACAACAUCUAGUAAUUCGGAUUCGGGCAUUGGGUUUCACAACGAUUGCCGUAACAUCUCCGACCGGAUACUGUUGGUCGAUUUUCCCGGCAUGCUGGGUCCACAGCAGCAACGGUUGUUACAGCAACAGCAGAUAGCGAAUGUGCGGGCACAUUACAGAAAAUCGCAUCCGUUUUUACGCCCUGCUGGAAUUAUUAACGAAAUACCCCCCAAAAUGGACCCUAUCAGAAAUAUACGCAGUAUGGGUGGAGCAGGAUGCUCUCCGGAUGGUGCUGUGGCAGGUCCGUCCCGAUCAGGGCUACAAAUUGCGCAUGGUAAAUCGAAAUCAGCCGAUUACAGUUUUCCUUCGUCAUCUACGGGUGGUUCACCAUUCGCUGACCGGUUAACGGUACGAGCCAGGCCCGAUCCUAAACCAUUCUCCUCCGAUCGGUCUCCCUCGAAGGAGAAUGCUUUAAAUUGUAUGCAGGACGAUGGUACACAAGAACUAACAGCGAUAGUGCAAGAAACGGGUGUCGAUAGAUGGACCUGCGGUCGAACACUGGACGAGCAGGGUAAUGUGGUGGAGGAACGUGCCGUCGAUGUACCACCGAUGGAGGAGUUGAUUCUUGAUUUGGAACGUUACAAUAAUGACAAUGUUAAGAACAGCCUUCUGGCCGCCCGUUCCUGUGAUGAUAUGAUCCUUUCGCUGGGCAAAAAACCGGCACGUUCGCUAGCGGAUGGCGAAGAAGGUGCACAUGAUCAGAUGCUGCUCGAUGCCGAAGCAUACGAACGGUUAAAAAUUAAGCUAUCGAUCGAUGAUUUGACGCUGAUUUCCACCGAAUCGUCGGGAUUGGCGGUGGGAGGAGUGCACGAGGAUCGGCCCACCGGCGGCAGCAGUAGUGUAAAUCAACACGUCUUCCUACAGCCUCUUAAACCGGUGAAACGUUCCAAGAAAGCUUGCACAACACACACCACGAAUGCUUCGUCCGGCAAACUGACCGCAAUCCACGGUACACCGAUGGGCUUGGAAGAAAACACCCAGUUGUCCAUCGCCCACGGCCGCCGGACCGGUGAUAAGAUGACAGCCUACAAACUCAGCCCGAAAGUGUUUGGCUUGCCGCGCCCCAUAUCGGUUAGCUUUGAAAACAUUUCCACACUUUCCGGAACAGUCGGGGAAGAUGCGCGCGAUAGCAACGGGGAUGUUGAUAAGCUAGGUGUUGGUGACAUGUAUUUCGAAGGUGAUGAAACCAUUCGUUGCACCAAUUCGAACAAAACGUCGCAUAGAAUGAGCAAUGGGACUCCGGGUUCGGGUCGCAAGAGCCGUGCGGCGAAGCGAUUGAGCGGUGGGUUUUCAGCCAUUUGGGGUAGCCUACAGGAGUUAAGAAGUGGAGGCUUCGGUGGGCACGGUGCCAAGGAAGAGCGUUCUAGGCCGGAACAUGGCCGAAGUUCUACGUUGGAAGUGUGCGGUGGUAGCGAUGGCGGUGCGUUAGUGGCCAAGCAGAAGGAGCGUGAAAGGAGACUGAGCGGUAUGAAGAUUCUGGAGGCGACCUACAGUGAGCCAGAUCUGCGAUACGAUGAGGUGAGUGCUCCAAAUCUACUAGAGGGUGUCCACGCUGACGAUGUUACAGAAGCUAGCAGUAGUAGACAAGGCAAACAGAUAAACCACAACGCAUCACCGUUCCGACGCUGGGGCCAAUCCUCGUUACGAUCCCGGUCCACAGAGCAUCGUACACCGAUCAAUGGAUCUUCUCGACGACCAUCAUCAUUGGCAGCUUCCGAAAGCGAUGUGUACACUAAAUCUAUCGACGAUGACUACAGCUCGACCAAAAGUGGCUACAAUCCGUACACCGGUGGCGUGGAUACUUUAUCCGCCGAAUCUGCUACUGCUGCGAUAGGUGGAAGUGCGCUGGGAACUGCAGGUAAUGGUGGUAGCAGUACGACGACAACUACUGGUCCGACCGGUGUCGCAUCGUGGGGAACUUCCUUCGAGAAACUGCUGGAAGAUGCUGGAGGUUUGCAUACCUUCUCGGAAUUUCUCAAGAAAGAGUUUUCGGCCGAAAACAUCUACUUCUGGACGGCAUGCGAACGCUAUCGGCAGUUAACCGAGCGCGACGAACGAGCACGUGAAGCACAGGCAAUAUUCGCUCGACACCUUGAGUCUGGCUGCAGCGAACCGGUCAAUGUGGAUUCGAUCGCGCGCAACAUUGCGCUGGAAAAUCUACCGCAGGCAGAGCCAACACUAUUCGCUGCCGCACAGAAGCAGAUUUUCAAUCUGAUGAAGUUCGACAGCUACCAGCGUUUCAUCAAGUCCGAUAUGUACCGGGUGUGUCAGGAGGCAGAAGCGAAGGGUCAAAUUUUACCUUACCCGGGCGAACAGUUGGAUCCGAUGUUGCGUACUAGCUCGACGAUGGCAACUGCCAACGCGGCGAAUGCUGCCGGUGUAACCAAACUGAAGAAAUCGCUAAGCAAUGCUGAGGAUCGUCGGAGAAAAUCGCUGUUGCCUUGGCAUCGGAAGACACGCUGCAAAUCGAAGGAUCGGGGAGAUUCUGAUGCGUCCAAAAAGGAUAACGGGAAGGGUGGUUCUGGUGGUGCAGGAAGUGGGGAGAAAUCUUCCGGCAUGGCAACGUCGGCCGGGGGUAGUAGUAGCAAUACUUUGAAGUUGCUUUCUACGAAUUCUACUAGUGACAUACACAGUUCGCGAAGUUCGCUUGCUAGUUUCGAUGCAGCAAUCGGUGGCAAAUCUUACGACCCGGAAGACUCCCGUAACACACUCUGCCGGGUGAUCCUUUCGAACGGUGCAACAACCGUUGUUCAGACGCGAUCGAACGAAACGAUUAAGGAACUGGUAGAACGGUUACUAGAAAAGCGGGGCAUUGUGUACAACGCGUACGAAGCGUUUCUCGCCAGCGGUACAAAACCUCUCGAUCUGGACGGACCGUCAGUGAGUUUGGCCGGUAAGGAGGUAAAUAUAGAUCAGCGCGUCGUAUUCAAAUUGAGUCUUCCGAAUCGAAAAAUGAUAUCAGUCAAAAGCAAGGCUACUAAACCACUUGCCGACGUACUGCGACCCAUCCUAUACAAGUACAAUUACGAGCUGGACCAGAUGAAAGUGGUAGUGCAGUCGACUGUGGACGUUUUUCUCGAUAUGACGCAACCGGUUACCACGGUGGAUGGUUUAUGUUUGCAUAUACGUAGCGCUAAUGAACCUGCCAGCGGACCGGUUCAUCCCGAACUUGGUCGUCCAUUGGCAGGAGCUCGGCCGGUAAUAAACACCGCCACACAUCAGCAGAUUGUGCACCAUUUUCAGCAACAGCAGCAACAACUCUUGAAUAAUCUGCCAGCGCCCAGUACUAAUCAGCCACAACAACAUCCCUUUGUUAUCCCGUCCUCCAAUCCUCCUUCCUAUGCGGUGGCAACUAACACAAAAAGUCAGCAAUUAUUCGGAAGCGGCACAGCCACCUCCGCCACGUGCAAUAACAACAUGAACCAAAAUCAAACACGUGCCAAGGAACAAUCAGAAUCGGUAAAGGAUGAUCCAGCGGGAUUGUCCAGGCCAGGUCAGCAAGAGCUUAACACACUGGACGAGAUUACGAACAAAGUGUUUAAUGAGCUGAUGAACGGUAAAACGGCCAGUAAUGGAGCGGUUGGAAAGGGACCUCCGGAUGUAGAUUGUACGUCUGAUACAUCAUCCACGAGACGCGAUCGAUUUCGUCGACGCGGUUCCAAUGCAGCACCGUCGGAAAGCGGCCGGGGUGCGAAAAGUAAAAAAUGUUCUACCGGUGGUUCGGAGGAUGGUGGCGAGAGUGUGACUAAUGUGGGCAUCAAGAAGCCGAUCAUUGCCAAACUAAAGGCGGGUGUAAAGUUGCAGAUACCGACCCGGUCACAGAACGAUGAGCUACUGGAAGGGUUGAAGCGCGCUCAGCGAAGCCGUCUGGAAGAUCAGCGCGGUACGGAAAUUAAUUUUGAGUUGCCAGAUUUUCUCAAGGACAAGGAAAACUUUGCGUCUGCCACGGCGGCACCAUUGGGCAACACUAACACAGUAGUGGCCGCUCCACCGUCGACUGCAGGCCCGUCUAAGCUAACACGCAGCAAACCGGCACGACGCUCAGAGGCUACCACACCGACCAGCGAGUUUGUUGGAGGAUCGCUGCAGCAAAUUAACAAACCCCAACCUGCACCACGGUUAUCGAUUACCGGUCAGGGGGGUGGAAGACAAAAUUUUUCCGGCCCAGGAUCACCGGUCCAUACGGCGGUUAGCGAUAGUCAUCUGAAUCUGUCGACACAAUGCAAUGCAUCGCCGCUACCACAAGACGAUCCAUUUCACGUACACAGUAGUGGCGGUGUAGGCGGCGGUGGCGGUGGAUCACAGUCCGAAAAUAGCUAUGCGGACACUACCCUAGUCUUCACCCAUGCCAGACCCUUCAACGGUCAACCGUCGGUGGCCGCAACACCCCGCAGCACCAUCUCAUCCAAUUCCGUAUCGCACCACCUCGGUGCCGGUGAUCAUUCCAGCGAUUCUAGCACUGCUGCUGACGGUGAUCUAACCGCCCUCGGUUGCUGUGAUCAUCAUCCGCCCGAGCUAUCUCCCGACAGUUCCCCAUCGAGCCAUGGCAAUCAUUUACAUCCACUUCACUAUCAUACGGCAGGAGCGCCCGGCACGACGAAUGGCGGUGGUGCGGUCACCGCCACCAGCAAUCCCUAUCCAUUGGUACACUAUCCGUCCCAUAACCAUCAUCACCAUCUACAUCCGCAUCAUCACCCACACGGACAGCAUUAUCAUCACCAUCACCAUCAUAAUGCCGGGACGCGUUACCAAACGGCGACACCGGUCUCCAAUGGACUGGAUGGGCAAACGGGCACGAGUACGGCAGAUAGUCAAAAGGGGCCACCACCUUUACCCCCGAAGCCUAAGAUACUGCCGAUGAAACCCUCCAACUGGGGUCAUCCCGUGGCUGCCUCGUAUGCACCGAGUCCACCAGGAACUGGUGGUAAUGAUAUGGCCGGUAGUCUCACACUAAACACCAAUGGUACUGCGGGAAAUAGUGCCAAUCCUACCAGCACGUUAAGUAAUCAUCACAUCGUUGGCAGCAGUAAUGGUGGCAUCGUUGGGGCAUCGGUAGUUGGGAGUAAUGGUAUUAUUGUAAGUUCUUCCGUAUCAUACAAUGAUGGGUCGGGUGGUGGAGGUGUUCGGGAAGGAAAUCGACGCGCUAGCGGCGGUACAACGGAUACUGGCAGUACGACGAUUCAGUCCGUAUCUUCAACGUCAGGGAUUAGUGUGGGUGUCGCACAAGCUCGUAAUGUAUAUUUCGAUCAAGGGAAUAGCAGUUUCGUGUAG
Anopheles maculipalpis is the source of this 6819-nucleotide messenger RNA. RefSeq lists its product as uncharacterized. The record is from RefSeq and is a predicted model, not a curated record. Gene Ontology annotation, biological process: signal transduction. Gene Ontology annotation, molecular function: GTPase activator activity; protein binding. Lineage: Eukaryota; Metazoa; Arthropoda; Insecta; Diptera; Culicidae. The transcript has 7 exons. The coding region runs from base 1 to 6819 and encodes 2272 amino acids.